Pelobates cultripes (western spadefoot toad) is the source of this 26987-nucleotide messenger RNA. The record is from the annotation of a GenBank genome assembly. NCBI's taxonomy places the organism in Eukaryota, Metazoa, Chordata, Amphibia, Anura, Pelobatidae.
GGAAGCACGUGUAGAGAAGGAGGAGGGGAGACAUGGUGUCACUGGGUAAGGAGCAUUGCACUGGCUGCUAGGGAUACUGGCAUGAAUGGCCAUUGCAGAUAUGACAUAUUCCGUGUUAGGGUCCAGUCUGUGUACAAUACAGCUCACAUUCUACCAGACACCGUGUUUCUGAUGUCAUUCCCUGACUGUACAGGAAACUUAAAGGAUGUCUACUGUUAUGUCCUGAUUUAAGAUUAAUUUUUUGUUUGUUUUUUUGCUUAAUAUUUUACUAUUUCUAGUUCAGCUCUCCCCCCCACCCCCCCUCCUGCUAGACUAGUAGUGUGCAUCUUGCAAUUUGCUGAUCAAGUUACCAACUUUCAUUGUUUAACCCCUUAAGGACACACUACAUGUGUGACAUGUGAUGUUUCCCUUUUAUUCCAGAAGUUUGGUCCUUAAGGGGUUAAAGGAUAACCCAGUUCCUGUUCAGGAUGUGGUAUUAGGUUGUGAUGUCUGUACCAUUGUAGCGAUUGCAGUGUAUGUUGAUGAUUGUGUGUGUGUGUGUGUAUAUAUAUAUACACACACUGUAUUCCAAAAUGCCACACAUUGUCAAUCAUGAGUGACUAUGGGGAUUUCUUUGUAAGUAACAGUUAAUUGUUCCCUCAGCCUAGUAAAUGCUACGGAAGCAUUUAUUAGACUUAAUAGUGCUGCUAAAUAGGUAAACAUGCAUCUAUUUGAUUCAUUGGUGAACUCGGGCACCUAUGAGUGCAUCUGUGCAUUCCUUGAGUAGUAGUGUAUGCUGCCAUGGACUACAUGAGAAUUAAAGGGACAGUAUAAUCACCCAGACCACUUCAGCUCAAUGAAGUGGUCAGGGUGUCAGGUCCCUCAGGUUUUAACCCUUCAGAUGUAAACUGUUUAUGUAGCAGGGUUAAUCCAACCUCUAGUGGCUUACUUCCUGACAGCCGCCAGAGGCGCAUCUGCGACGCUGGACGUGAAAAUCGCAUGCAGAAUGUUUCCUAUGGACUGUUUGAAUGCGUGCGCGGCACUUGCCGCGCAUGCGCAUUCCACUUCACUCGGGAGCUGAUGUCGGGGGAGGAGAGGUCAUCAGCGCCGAGGGAGCACGGUGCUGGAUUAAGGUAAGCUGUUUUAACCCCUUCAGCACCAAGGGAGAGGGACCCUGAGGGUGGGGGCACCCUUAGGGCACUAUAGUGUCAGGAAAACCUCUUUGUUUUCCUGACACUAUAGUGAUCCUUUAAAUUUACAUGCCCUGCCCAGAAGUUUUUUGUUUUUUUUAAGUAAAUAAAUAAAAACUAGUUAAUUUUGUAUGCAUGUGUAUAUCACUUUUACAAAUUUCACACUUCUAGCUGAAUAAAACAUCAGCUGUAUUGUAACAGUAAAGAUAUCAGAGUUCCACAAAUAGCUGAAAACCACUAUGCCUAUACUUUAUCGUUAUUUACUUUAAAAAAAUAAAUAAUAAUACAUAAAUAUCACCACCCAUAGGUAACUUGGGCAUCAAUUUAAAAAGCUUUGAAAAACUAACACAAUUGAAUCAGUAGCUCCCUAUUCAUAUAAAGGUACAUAACUUGUUUUGUUAUUGAAUGUGGAGCUAUAGAUUGAUGGGGAGCAGAUUUGAAGCCAGCUUAGGGGUUAAACGAUUCAUGGUAAGGAAGGACCAUGGGUCGCUUAACUUUAAGUUGUUAUGGUGCCGGCUAUAUUCCUAGAAUUCUGUUGGCAAGGGCGUGGACAGUGACCUUUCCACCCCUCAUUAUUAUUUCAUCCCCACCCAAUGUCCAUGGGUAGGGGCACAGGGCAAUUUGUACCUGAUCACCCCCUGUAUUUUAUUUAUUACUCGUUUAUAAUUACAGUAAGCUGCUGGCUGCUCACUGUUUAUUAGACAGAUUAAAGGACCAGUAUAACCACCAGACAUCGGCACUGCUCUAUUGAGGUCCUAUCAAAUGCUUCUCAUCAAAAUAACAUUGGAUGGAAUGGGCACUGAAGCUCCCCUUGCAGACACACAGAAUGACAGAAUUUACACUAGGCAGUUCAGAAAAGAGUUUUAUGUGUCACAUAUUCUUCGUCUCCAUGUGUCAAAAACUGAGAUAAUUACCUUCCGAAGAUAGAGGGGAGUGCCGCUCGGCGGUCUUCUGCUAUCAUGCCUGGCUUUUGCGGCAUGUCGUUGGCCGCUGCGGACCCACGCAAUUAUAUAGCCCAACGCAAUUAUAUAGCCCCACGUCCAUCUGUGGUAAAGACGGCGUCGACGUGCGGGUGACGUCACGCAAAAGACGAAUACGCACGUUUUGGGGUCGAGGGCUAGGUACAGUCAAUCAAAUCUGCAAAAGGGGUUAUUUAAACUCUCAUAUUCCCUUAGCUCAUUGCCCUGUAUUGGUUUCCCUUAGAUGGUUAUCCGAGAGUGUGUUCCUGAUCAUGUUUUUCUGGUCUUUGACUUUGGCUUCGUUUUGACUUCCCUGAUUUCUGGUACCCUUGACUUCUGGCUUUUCCUUAUCACUGUGUAUCGUUUUGUGUCCCUGACCUCAGCUAGUUUUCUGACUGUUCUCGGGUACGUUAUGUCCUGCUAUUCUAAGGCGCGAUAAGACGUUGCCCUUAGUUCUAGGGUGUGAUACUAUUCUGCGUGCUGGAUCAAUAUAAUCCUGACACCAUGUUGCCUAAGUGGUGCGCUAGGUUUGCAACUAGCCCCUGGCACAAAAGUGCAGAUAUCUUUGUACUUGUGAAAUGCUACACAUACAGAUUCCUAACACACGAGCACUACUAAAAACAGAAAUUAUCAUAGUAAGUGGAGUACCUCUUUAAACCUACCUUUCCUUGUCAAAUACUUUGACAUUUUAUUUAACAUUGCUAGUUUAAGUUCAAUUAUUGUUGUAUAGCUUUUUGGAUUUUUCUGACCAUUGACGUCAUGUGUUUUCUGUAGAUGCUGUUUUUAGAAAAUAUUUUACUUGACAACUGAAUGACAAAAUGGAUUGUAUGCUGCUUGUUGCUCCUAUCACAGCCUUGGAAUUCAUUGGCGAAUACCUUCUGGCUGGUAAGUAUUCUUUAUAUAGUGUUUAGAAUAGAUUAAUGCCAAAUUGUAAUUUAUAGUGUGAUGUCUCCAUCCAUAUUUACCCAUAUGAUGUAAAAUGCUAAAUUUGUACUACAGAGAUUUUUUGAUACCUUGAAGGAUGUUGGUUUAUCAUUCUAUACCAGGGCUUGACAAUACCCUGGUGCCAGGUCGCCGUGGUGUGCAGAACUGACCCAGGAUGCACCACUAGAAACCAUCUGAGUGACUGUCACUAGAAAUGUUACUAGGCAACAAUGUAAAUACUGCCUUUUCUCUAGAAAGGCAGGGUUUACAUUGAAAAGUGUGCGGGGACAGGCUAUAGACACCAGAACAACUACAUUAAGCUGUAGUGUUCUGGUGACUAUAGUGUCCCUUUAAAAAAAUUAUUUUUAACAUUGAAAAACCUGACUCUUAGAUUCCAAGCAAAUUUGUCAAGCCCUGUUCUAUACAAUGACUGAAAUAGCAGGCCUUUUUAUUCUAAUGCUAUAAUGCUUGGAAACCUUUUCACAAAGCACAUUGCUUUUUACUAUUCUGUUUGACCACACAGACACACACACGUUUUCCUACCAAGGAUAUUGGUAGAGGAUCCCCAAAGCAGAUGCCCUGAUUUUCCCCUUGGAGCAUAUUAUUAUUACGUAUUGGAGGGUGGUACAUUUCAUAUACUAUCCAUAAGUUAUAUACGUUCAAGACAGUAGUUCUGGCAACAGCUUUUGGACAUUUAAUUCCUUCUGUUCUUCAGUCGACUUCCAGCAAGUGGUAUUCUGCAUUGCCAUUUAAGCGUUACAUCACUUCGGUUUGUGCAGCCUUAGCCACACUUCCUCUAGCUGAGACUGACACAGCCUGCUGGAAAAAUGGUUUAAUUUUCAGAUGUUAACUUGCCUAAGAAGUUUUGUAUCUUCUGUGCUGUAAAUUGCACUUUAAUCCUUCACAGGAUGGUCUUGAAGGCUGUUAACGGAGCAGAAGAUAAGCAGAAUGUGCAAUAAAGGAGGUUUACACAUUAGAUCUUGAUUUACAGGCAAUGGAGGUGUGACUAUGGCUGCAUAAACAAAGUGAUUUAACUCCAAAAAAGCAGGGAAUUGAGCAGUAAGACUACAGGGACACGAUCUAUACACCAAAACCGAUCCAUUAAGCUUAAGUAGUUUUUGCGCCUGUAGUGUCCCUUUAAUUACUGCAGUUUAAAAACAGGAUUCUUCCUGUAAAUGAGAAUUGCUGAGAUUUCAAACAGGGUUUCUUACUAAAGUGAGAAUUCACUGUGAAUUUCAAUUGUAAGGCCAGAGUAUCCAAACUGAAAGCAUAGCAGACUUAGAGAAUUUUUCCAAUUCAGCUAAUUUGGCCUUAAAUUUAAAAUUCACAUUGAGUUCUAACUUUAGUGAAUAACCUUGAAAGUGAAUUUCAGAUUUAAGUCCAAAAUAGCUAGAAUGGAAUAUUUCAGCUAUCCUUUCAGUUCGGUUACUUUUGGCGUUAAAUUUGAAUUCCUGACUAAACUGGUUCAUGGAUUGCAGGAUAAAACUUACAAGGAAAGGUUAAAGGAUCUUAACAUGUAUAGCUUGGAGGAAAGACGAGACAGGGGGGGUUAUGAUAGAAACAUUUAAAUACAUAAAGGGAAUCAACACGAUAAAGGAGGAGACUAUAUUUAACCCCUUCCCGACCCCGGACGUAUCAGGUCCUUAAGGUAUCAGGUUAGUCCACGGGGAAUUAGAGUGCUGGAAGCGAUCAUGAUCGCUUACAGCAGCUCUAAUGGUAUUGUCUCAAUGUUGAGGCUUCGCUGCAAUAUCCCCCUCACUGCCGGUGGCCCCCGAUAAACUGGGUGAUCGCUCACCUGGGAGCGAUCACUUCCCGGUUGCUCCACGUGGAGCCCGGCAGUGAGGCAGAGCAUCAGAAGCCAUCAGGCAGGCUAUCCGAAGCUCUGCUUGUACUGAGUGCCUUGAGGUUUCGAGGCACUCGGUAAUUAAAAAAUAUAUAUAUAUAUAUAUAUAUAUUUUUUUUUUAAAUAAAUAAAAAGAAAAAUGAACCCUCUACCCUUCAUCCCUCUCCCUCCCCAUGUACUUACUGAUCGCCUCUGUUCCCCCACUGGCGAUCAGUCUUCUUCCCCCUCUCCAAUUUAGGACCCCCAGGGGCCAUGUGACUGCUCUAAAAGAGUGGUCACAUGGCCACCAUAGGUGUCCACAGUGCUGCCAGCAGGGGGACUGCCUGAACUGACAGGUGGAAAAAGUUUUAAAAAGUUUUUAAAAAGUUUAAAAAAAUAAAUAAAAAUAUAGUUAAUAAUUUUAUUUAAAUGAAUUUUGAUAUAUAUGUAUAUCCCCUUAUAUAUAUAAAAGUCUGACAAAAAAAACUGUCGUUAAGGACCGCGGACGUAUCUAAUACGACUGCGGCAAAUAGGACCCCUGGACUUACCAGGCGAUCAUGGUUGGUGGGGGUGGGGGGGUGGACUGCCGGAGACCCUAGCAAUCCCUGUGCAGCAGCUCUGGCCACCCCAGCCUUCCAGGACCAUGUGAUCACCAUGAUCACAUCACCGCAAUAGGAGUCUAGGAGCUGCCAGCAGGGGAACUAUCUGAACUGUCAGACAGUCCCCGCAGGCUGCGAAAAAAGUAAAAAAAUAUAAAAUAAUAAUAAUAAUAAUAAAAAAAUGAAAAUAUAUAAAAUAAUUAAAGCAUUUUAUAAUAUAUCAUACAUAUAAAAUGCAUAUAUAUGAUUCCAUUAUAAGUGUACUUUGAGAUAGGGUUCAAAAGGUUCCACAGAAAAACUUCAUAGGGAACUCCUGCCCUAGGGUGUCUACUUUUCAAAAAGAUAUGGUUUGAUGUGGGUAAAUUAAAUUGGCCUGCUUCAAAAAUGUCCCAAAUAGGACAUGGCUGCAUGAUGACCAGCUGUGAAAAUUCCAAGUUGGAAAACUGGAAUGCGCACCCUCCAAAUAAGGUCUUUUAGCCCCCAGAGAACCGGACACACCUAUUCAUGGCUGGUAUCACUGUAAUCAGGAGAUGUUGCUGAACACAUAUUGGGGGUCUUCUUUGGCAGUAACCCUUAAAGUUCUCCGUACAUGUAUUCUUAAAUUGCUAUGUGUGUCAAAAAAAUCACCAGUUUUUUUUUAAUUUGAUUUUUUUUUAUUUGGCAUAGAUUGGUGGUAAAAUGGUUGCAUUAAGAGUCAAAAUACUCCAAGUUUAAUACCUUAGGCUGUCUUCUUUAAAAAAAAAUAUAUAUACAUGUGAAGGGGAUUCCUGACAGGUAUCAGUGUUACAACGUGCGUUAAAGGACCACUACAGUGCCAGGAAAACAUACUCCUCAGGGACCCCCUCCCUCUGGGCUGGAUGGCAAGGAAAGGGUUAAACUUACCUUUUUUCCAGCGCCAGGCGGGGAGCUCUCCGCCUCCGAUCCUCCUCCGAUCCUCCCUUUCGGCUGAAUGCGCAUGCGCGGCAAUAGCUGCGCGCGCAUUCAGCCGGUCUUAUAGGAAAGCAUUUAUAAUGCUUUCCUAUGGACGCUUGCGUGUUCUCACUGUGAUUUUCACAGUGAGAGUCACGCAAGCGCCUCUAGCAGCUGUCAAUGAGACAGCCACUAGAGGAUUUGAGGGCUGGAUUAACCCAUUUAUAAACAUAGCAGUUUCUCUGAAACUAUGUUUAUAAAAAAAUGGGUUAACUCUAGCUGGACCUGGCACCCAGACCACUUCAUUAAGCUGAAGUGGUCUGGGUGCCUAGAGUGUCCCUUUAAAUGUAUUCGUAUGGGCAAGCUUGGAUGCAUGCAUGGCAUUAAUCGCACAUUUGUAUUUGGUCCCCAAUUGGUUUGGAAAUAGCAAAGUGCUACUUGUACUUAUACCCCUAAAACUUUCCAAAAAAAGCUAAGAACAUUGGGCAUUUCUAAACUUAGAACAAAAUUUAGAAACUAUUUUGCAUGGGUGUUUUUUGGGGGUUGUGGAUGCGUAACAGAUUUUGGGGGUCAAAGUUAGAAAAGGUGGGGUUUUUUUUUACAUUUUUUCAUCAUAUUUCAUAAAAAAUUUAUAGUAAAUUAUAUGAUAUGAAAACAAUGGUAUCUUUAGAAAGACCAUUUGAUGGUGAGAAAAACGGUGUAUAAUAUGUGUGGGUACAGUAAAUGAGUAAGAGAAAAAUAAAAGCUAAACACAAACACCGCAGAAAUGUAAAAAGAGCCCUGGUUCUUAACAGUAAGCACAUUCAAAAACGGUGUUACUAAGGGAUUACAAGAAGGAAAACUACCACAACAAGAGGACAUGGUCUUAAAUUGGAGGGGCAAAGGUUUAAAAAUAUCUGGAAGUAUUACUGUACUGAGAGGGUAGUGGAUGCAUGGAAUAGCCUUCCAGCUAACGUGGUAGAGGUUAACAAAGUGAGGGAGUUUAAGCAUGCGUGGGAUAGGCAUAAGGCUAUCCUAGAUAUAAGAGACCAAUACAAAUAUUUCGCAAUAUUGGGCAGACUAGAUGGGCCGAAUGGUUCUUAUCUGCCGUCACAUUCUAUGUUUCUAGCGAACAACCCUGUAAGUGAUUCUGAUCAGCGACUUCAGGUUGUUAUGGUUUCAAAUAUCCUCAUAUCAUCUGGCAGUUUUGCACUUAGUGCUUGUUUCUUAAAUUAUUUCAAUAUUUAUCAGACUCCUGUAGUGUUUUGUUGAGUUAAAGCCCCUGUAUUGUUGUAUCUUUGCUAUUUGAUCCCUCAAAGCUAAGGAGUUUCAAAUUCUCACUUGGUUCUCUGUGUUCUAAUACUCCUAUAAUUAGCAUUCUAGCAUUCUUCUAAUUACCAUGCACGAAAUAUCAUUGUAUAUCACUGAGUGAUGUCCACUAUGUCAUACAAAAUGUCCCAUGUGUCUGUUGGGCUUAAAAAUGCAAUACAGCAAUAUUUUUUUAACUUUUAUUUAAAUUCUAUAUUUUUAAACAUUUUUUGUUGUCUUACAGGUGAAGGCCCUUAUCUUACUGUGUAUAGUGUAAAGGACAAACAUAUCAACUCACAGAGGAUUCGUCAAAAUGUGCUCCACAGCUAUACGAUCCAUGGAAUUAAAUUGUGUGACUCUGCUUCUUCAAAAGCCAGCGAUGUCCUGCUAUGUGUGUUUGGAAGCAAGGGGCUAAUUGUUUUGCAGUUGAACAUUAUGGAUCAAGGUUUGAACUUGUUGAAACUCUGUGAUAUCCGAGAACUUAAUGAUUGGAUUUGGGACGUUCAAUGGCUUGGUGAUGAUUUGCAACCUACCUGCUACCUUGGUCUCGCAAUGGGUCACAACUCUGUGAUUCUUUACGAUUAUCUUAAUGGGGAGAUUCUGAAAGAAGUCCACUGCUCAGAAAAAUGCAUUCUAUAUUCUGCUCAUUUUUGUGGUGUCCAAUGGGAGGACCUUAUUAUGGUGUCAGGGACUGUUUUUAACCAAUUGGUCGUUUGGUGUCCUUCUGAUCAAACAAACGUAGAUGGAAGAGUAGAACCCCGAAGGAGGAUCAGCGGUCAUAAUGGUGUAAUUUUUAGCAUUUUCUAUAACAAAGGAAAAGGUAUAUUGGUUUCGGCUUCUGAUGACCGCAGCCUCCGGGUUUGGGAUGUCGGUGACCUCUCAGCCUCCACCUUUAAUGUCCAAUGUCUACAUGUGUUAUACGGUCAUCAGGCCCGCGUUUGGUCAGUCAGACUACUCUCUGAUUACAUCAUUAGCAUCGGAGAAGACUCUGCAUGCAUUGUGUGGGACUAUGCUGGAGGUUUAAUUCAUAAUUUUAAAGGCCAUAAGGGUCGAGGUAUCAGAGCUGUUGCCGUUAAAGAAGAACCUGGCUGGAUAGCUACUGGUGGUGCCGACGCUGCUAUCAGAAUCUGGCAAAUCAAAGGGAAAUCUUUUCUACCAAAUGGUCUCCAAGCAUUAGAGUUUAGCUCCUCAUUUUGCAAUGGUUCCCCAAAGGCAAUAAAAAUGUUGGAUACAAAUUUUCUAGUUGUAAUGACUGAUCAGGGUUCUAUAUAUACUUACAAUUAUAUCUCCAAACAAUGGAACUUCAUUUUAGAGGAUAACUCAUAUGCAUCCUAUAGUCUCCUGGAUAUCUAUAAGUCAAAAAAUUGUGUCCUGUGUGCUAUUGGUAACAUAACAGGUAAUAUUAAGAUCUUCCCUAUCUCUUCUGCUUUAAGUGGCAAGGACCUCAAGCUUCAUCAGGGUAAAGUCCAUAGCCUGACUUGGGCUUCAUCUCCAUGUCAGAGUUCAGACACAUGUAGUCUUUUUUCAUCUGGAUCCAAUGGUGUAAUGGUUUGGAUUGAAGUAAUAUGCCUACCUGGGCAUGUUCUGUCUGUGACAGAGAAACUUUCUUUUGCUUUACCCACCUGCAAGCAGAGAUGGCAUACUUGCAUAGCUUUUUUGCCACAAAAAGACUUUAUUGUGGUUGGAGAUCGAAGAGGGUCACUGAUGCUUUUUCCUAUUAAUUGUCCCCCAGUGCAAAAUAAUGAAAAUGGAAUCAGAAGGUCCACUGCCCCAGUGAGCGAAACACAAAAUGAUCCAAGUUUUGAUUCUGUCACUGCAGAAGAAAAUCACACUGCAUCUGUGGGCAAUGUAAAACAAUACACAAGUGGCCCAGUUUCAACUCUGUUUGGCAUUCAUGGCAAGUUAGGAGUUACAUCUGUCAUGUGCCACGAUGGGUUUGUUUACACCACUGGACGAGAUGGACUUUAUCGUCAGCUGAUGGUAACAGAAGGACAACUAGUCAUGUUACGCAAGCUGAAGGCAUGUAAGGGGAUGGAGUGGAUAGAGUCCAUUUCUUUUACAUCAGAGGGUAACUUGUACAUUUUGGGCUUUCAAUCUACUGACUUUGUAGUUUGGAGUAUGAGGACCAAUGAAAAGAUUCACUGUGUUCCCUGUGGCGGAGGACACCGAUCGUGGAGCUAUAGGGAAGAUGAAAACCAAGCUGUGUUUGCUUACAUCAAGUCUGGGGACAUCUUUGUCUACCAAAGUCAAAAAACAGAAAAAAUACACAGUGUAUUAAAGGAGCCUAUGCAUGGCAGAGAACUCACAUGUGUCCGCUAUGUAGGAACGAUUAUGGCUCUGCACACUGAAUCUCUUCAUAUUCUCAUAACGAGUAGUGAGGACACCACUGUUAACAUAUUUUCCUUCAGCGAAGUCACAAAAGAGGUACACCAACUUGCCACCCUCAACGAUCACUUGUCCAGUGUACGGACCAUGGCUUUAGCAAACACCAAGCAAAUUCAGGGUGGAGUCUGCAGCCUUUCCACUCUACUUUUUACUGCAGGCGGGAGAGCACAAAUUGAGUGCUAUAGAGUACAGGUGAUGUGGAAGAAAGAUGAAACAAGACUUUCAUGUCAAGUGUUCCACUUAGCCUCUCACAGAUUGGAUAAACACUGGGAGAGAAUGAAGAACAAACACAAAAGUGUGAAGAUGGACCCUGAAACAAGGUAGAUGUGAAUCUGCAUAUUCAGAGUUGCUUCGAGCACACUGGUCUUUUUAAUGAAUAGCAGUAAAUUCAGUCACUGGCCCUGUAAAAACUGAAAAUAAUUUUACAGGAUUCAUUAGUACAGGGCCAAGUGCAGCAGUGAUGAACUACAACUUCCAUUACACUGUAUCUGCAUUGUGGGAGCUGUAGUGGAAUUCUUUUAUCUGCCCACAGCUGUCUAUGUUCAGUGCAGUAGGUCUUUUUGUGUGUGUGUGUGUGUGUGUGUGUGUGUGUGUGUAUGUGUGUAAAAUAAUUUAGGAAUUAUUUUUCACUUUUUUACUGUUGCAGCAUUGGGCUAAAUUGUUUUGUGAAUAAUAUCCAAUAUUGACAAAGCAAAAAACAGGUUUCUGGCACCCUUGCAAAUAUAUUAAAGCGGCACUGUCAUGCCGAACUUACCUUUCCUCAAUCUCUUCCUCUUCUCCCCCUCUCUCAGGAUCUGUUCUUCUUUUCUUCCUGUCUUCUUUAGUUUUCUUUAAAAUCAUUAGACAAAGUAGGGACUCUUUGCCUUAUGGAGGAUUCCUCCGCUUGACCAGCUCUGACCAGCGGAGGAGCAAAGUGUACUUCAUUUCCGCUGGUCAGAGCAAUUUUCCCAUGAUCCUUACCUUUCCUCUGUGUUCCCGCGAUGCUUCCUGUCAUUUUAGACGAAACUGACGAAUUGCGUUCUAACUGAAUGAGAACAGUAUGUUCGUUUCUUUUAGAAGGCAAUUCGGCAUUUUAUUCGGAUCGGAAUUUCAUUCGAAUGAAUGAAACUCCGAUCCUAUUCUUGCUGUGGCUGCAUCUUGCAGCCGCUUAGUAGAUAACUCCCUAAUUCGCACGGUAUCAUGGAGUUAUCUACUAAAAGGCUGAAAGACCUAAAUUGGUCUUUCAGCCACAUUUACUAAUACUAAGUAAAGAUUACUUAGUAUUAUUAAAUGCUGCCCCUACUCGCUAUACCGUGAGUAGGGGCAUGUCGGGUAAACGAUGAGCAGCCUGUGGGGCCAUAAAGAUAAUGAGGAGGGGGACCUACUGCCCUCCCGCCCCCACCCCUGGGCGGCGGGUGGGGGUCAAAUGAUAAUGAGGGGGGACCUACUGUCCUCCCACCUCCCUCCCCCCCCCUGGGCAGCAGGUGGGGGCCAAAUGAUAAUGAGGGGGGGACCUACUGUCCUCCCCCACCCCUGGACGGCAGGUGGGGGCCCUAAAUCCAUUCUCCCCUCCCCCCCACAAAGUGACUAGGGGUCCCCAAGCCCCUAGUCACCCACCCAAAUAAAAAGUCCCUACCUACCCCCCUCACCCUAAAAAAUAGUGAGGGGGGAAUAAAAUAACUAACCUGUAAAUAAAAUUAAACUUACCAUUCGACAUCUUCUUUUUUCUCAAAUCUUCAUUUUUCAGCCCCAAAAAAGGGCAAAUAAAAAACCAUCAUAAUCGUUGAACUUAAAAAAAAAAAACCUAAGCGCAAAAAAAUAAUCCAUCUUCACCCAUGGAGGGCUCCGCGCAGACUGAGCCCCGCAGGGCGGGGGAAGGCUUAUAAAGCCUUGCCCCACCCUGCAAUUAGGCUAAGAACACUCUGGUGGGUUUAAGCCAAUCAGAGUGCUCUUUGUCAUUUUACACAGCGUGGGAAAAUUCAAAAUAAUUUUCCCACUGUGUAAAAUGACACAGAGCACUGUGAUUGGAUGGCUUGAAAUCCAUCCAAUCACAGUGCUCUGUGUCAUUUUACACAGCGUGGGAAAAUUCCAAAGAACUUUCCCACGCUGUGUAAAAUUACACAGAGCAUUGUGAUUGGAUGGAUUUCAAGCCAUCCAAUCACAGUGCUCUGUGUCAUUUUACACAGUGGGGGGUUUAUGAAGUGGUGGGGAGCACUGCUCCCUGCCACUUCUAUCUUUACAUAUUACAAGGAGGGAGCUGCGUGCCGGUAGCUCCCUCCUUGUAAUAAACUGAACGAACAAACACUGAUAACUCAGUGUUUGUUUGUUUGUCUGACAUUUCUAUUCACUCAUUCGUCUGUCUGAUGAAUGAAUGAAUGAAUAGAUGAAAUUCCCGUUCACAUGUCCAGGUGUUUCACUGGGCAUGUGCGGGAAUCUCUAGUGUGGGCUGAUGACGUGUCCCACAGGGACUUCAUCUACCCACACAAAGAUGGCUGCGCCCUGAAUAAAGUUCGGGGCAGAAAAUAAGGAAUAAAAAUAGGUAAUGUGGGGGGCUUAGGGGCAUUUGAGGGUGACUAGGGUGUCAGUUAGGGAUAGUAGAGGCCGGAGGGGGGUUAAAAAAAAAAAAAAAAACAGGAUUCGGCAUGACAGUGCUGCUUUAAGCAGAGAAAAACCUGGAAUAUCAUAUGGACAUGAAUACUCAGACCCUUAGCAGCGGUUGACCCUCAAAACGUAGAAACAUCUCAACGAUGAUACAGAGAAAUUGGAUGUAUCUGAGCAAGUGUCAUAACAAAGGGUCUAGAUGCUUAUGUCAAUGUGAGUGUUCAGGUUUUUCUGUGCAAUAAAAAUCCAAUUUUAUUUGCUUAGUUAGUAUGGGGUAUUGAACUUUUAUUAAUGUGAAUAAAUAUAAGGAGGCUGCAAUAUAAAUAUAUAAAAAAGGUUAAGGGGUCUUUUUUUAUAUUGCUGGAGCGUAUACCAUAAGCAGUGCUUCGUAGGAACAACAAUUAACAGUUAAGUGUUAGGAAUACAAUUCAUAAUGCUCUAGUGUCCCUGUCACUAGAUAUAUUCAGAUCACCUAGCCGUUUGCAAUAAAAAUGAAGAAAAUUUUAAGUUUUACUUACCUUUUUCAAGUGCUGAUGCCUCCUGCAACUUACCUCUCUGCCUGUCACAAUAUCAUAGAGGUACAUUGGGGACCAAAUACAAAUGUGCGAUUAAUGCCAUGCAUGCAUCAAUGCUUGCCCAUACAAAUACAUUUAAAGGGACACUCUAGGCACCCAGAGCACUACAGCUAAUUGAAGUGGUCUGUGUGCUGUGUCCCUUUUUACACUUAUUUCCAGAGAAUUGCAAUGUUUACAUUGCAGCUCUAAGUCUGCCCUCUGUGGCUGUCUAACACACAGCCACUACAGGGCUUCCUGAAUCCAAACCGACCUUUGGUCAGUUAUCUGAUGCUGGACGUCCUCCCAGACCUCCAGCGUCAGAUUUUCCCCAUAGGAAAGCAUUGAACAAUGCUUUCCUAUGGGAAGGUCUAAUGCGUGCGGCCAUUGCCGCGCAUGUGCAUUAGGUCUCCCCCGUCGGCAGGGGAGGAGUGUGGGCGGAUCCUGACCUUGGCGCUGGAUUCAGGUAAGUGGCUGAAGGGGUUUUAAUCCCUUCAGCGACAUGGGAUGGGAGCCCAAAGGAAGGGGGGGACCUAUUAAACCUAUAGUGCCAGGAAAACUAGUUUGUUUUCCUGGCACUAUAGGAUAACUUUAAUCAAUGCUUUACUAUGAGGGUUACUGCAUCACAUGAACAGGUUAUACUCACAGAAGUGCCUCUAGUAGCUGUUAGUAUGACAGAAACUGCAUUGUUUUACAUUCCAGGGCUAAAAUAAUAGGGACAUUUCAUUUCAUUGAGAUGGCGUGGGCUGGGUGACUUUAGUGUUAAUUUAAUUCUUUAUUUAGCCAACACUGUGCACACAUUGACUACAAUGCACACAAUACAUUAUGGAUAGAAAGCAUCCAAGAUAAUACACUUGCGGUGUUUGUGAGCAUCCCAUUGUAGGUUUUUCAAUGAUUACAGCUCAAACAAGGGCAAUAGGCACACGGUAGUACAACCGUAAUUUUGGAGCAAAAAGGAAAACAUUAUGAAUUGGACAUUAAUGGAAUAAAAUCCAGUAUAACGGACUGUUUUUCAUGUUUUGAAGAAUCUAUUCCAUCAGUGAUGUAUUUUGUACACCCUCACUUUUUACGCCUAUGGUUUUUCACUUUUUCUUUUCAGGUACAUGUCGAUUGUUCCGGUUACAGAAAGUCAAGACAAGCAGAGGCAGAGGUCGGGCAAUCUGUAUGUGUUUCUGGCGGCGGCCUGCAGUGAUGGAUCAGUCAGGUAUGUACAUAGGCCAAAGGCUUUACAGGGCCUUAAAUAACAAGGGGAAUUUCCUAAUUAGUUAGCAUUUUUUCUCCUAACAACCUUAUUUAGGUUUUUCCUGAUGUGUGAAGGUUCCAAGCGCCUCGUCCUAGCUGCGCAAUCUUUUUAUCACCAGCGCUGCGUGUUGAAAGUCGACACUUUAAUCUACCAAUCAAACGACAAGCAGAGGUGAGAUUCUGUACUAUGCAUUCAUCAUGCAGUAGUAGUAAUAAGUGUAAAUAAAUAGAAUAAUGCAUGCCUAUAUGAUUGUAGGAUUCUAUAUUAUACAUAUGUAAUAUAUCUAUUUGUUAACUUUUAAUAAUGCAAAGAUAAAAAGAGAGUAAAUGUAAUCGAAAAAGAAAGUAGAAAGGAGUGCUGUGUGACCCAGUGGUGGGUAGUACUAGAUAUGUGUUACUGCCAGAUGGUCCAGAGAUUCAGUUGGCUGAACGUGCAAUGUAUCUCCAAAUCUACACAGAAACACAUAGCGAAAAAGCAGUAGGUAAAAAAUCAGCUGCUAUUGAGAACAUGUCAACAUCUUAGUGACAUGUAAAAAAAAAAAAAAAUAUAAUGGUAAAAAAAUAAAUGUAAAUAUAUACAACCAAAUUCAUAAGAACAUAGUAUACAGAGGGCCUGUUCUGAAGUUUUCAGGCUGCCUCUGUGAUGUCUAUUGCAACAAAACACAGUUGCAAUUGUAGACACAGUAUAAAUAGCUGUUGAUGUGUACUCCUUAAGGCACAGUGUGACCAGCUAUUGGGUAAUUAACUAGUUAACAAAACGGUGAUACAGAUAUCGCUGGUGCCCCACAGAUACAUGAGUUUUGAUGUGUACUCCUUAGGGCACAGUGUAACCAGCUAUUGGGUAAUUAGCUAGUUAACAAAACGGUGAUACAAAUAUCACUAGUGCCCCACAGAUAAAUGAGUUAGAAUAAAUAAACGUGAAAAUCUGUUCCUAGAACCCUCAGAUACCCCAGGGUAGGUAUUAAUAGCUUUUAUCCACUGCGUGGUCAAGUAAUACAUGUUUCAGUCUAGAACUAGGUACUCUGGUAUCCUUCUAUAUUUCCUUGACAUGGGAAUCUUCGAUACCAUCUUAGAUCUAUACGUAGAUAGCAAUCAGUUCCUUAUGUCUUUCUUUAGACUUCGAGCAUAGUUCAUUCCUUUUGGAACUUUCUUGUACCCCCAUUGGAAAUUAAUUAUUAUUGUUUAAAAAUUUUGGUCAUCUAGAUACCUCUCAGUAUAUUUAACACUCUCUAUACUGGAUUUUUUCUGUUAUUCAUUCCCUCUCUGUCGCUAUUUAAUCCUUUGUAUACUCCACAGGGUUAAUAAUAAGAUGCAUCUCAGGCUUUAGCGACUCAAUCAUUGUAUGUUCCCUAAUCGUAAUGGACCUCACUGCUGACCGGGUCUCCGUGUGGACCCGCCGAGCAGCCUUUCUGUCCCUUCAGAACUACUAUUGAAUAAGUCUUGAUUCUAAGCGGCUCCUAUUACCGGUAAUGACAGCAGUAGUGAUUCUUUCCUCUGCAAUACCAUUACAAUUUGUACUUACGUUUUCGGCUUUUUAAUAUGCCGACGCUCAUUUUCACCUCAUUUUUAUUUUAGCAUUUUUGUAACAUAACGGAGGUUGCAUUAUGCUUCUCCCCUUCUCCCCCCCCCCCUUGCAAUAUUAUACUGUCCACUAAGGACAGUGGGGAUAAUGAUAAUGAUUGUAUAUGGCAUAUAUAUCACCACUUAAGCAACUCUUUAAUUCCAACUGGGUGCAAAUCUUUACCAAUGCCAGUACGAAUUAAUCUAUCUCCCGGCCCCUCUCUGGAAACUAACUCUUUCUCCCGUGCAGAACGCAGUUUUGACAGCAUCAGCUCUAUCCACUUCUUCCUUAGGAUCACUCACGACUUUUAUUCCACAUUCAUUAACAUUAUAAUAUUCUGUACAUGCUGAUCGGCUAUGGUUUAUGCCGACCUACAUGUCUAAUGUGGGUAUCUUCACCCUAAAGGGUUAACUAUGGCUGUUUCUCUAUUGGCCAUACUCACCUUCUAAUGAACAUGAUAGGCUCAUCGAAACCAGCGGUCUUUUUUGAACCCUCCAAUCAGCUCUAUUCUUCACCUGUAAAUAAGCUGACACUCACCACACAUCGGCUCCCCUCUGAUGAGGUGUGGCGAAACGCGCGCGUCAGGGGACUCGGAGGAUUCACUGCUAUAGCACAGAGUGCGGCAUUGUGAUCAUUUGCACCGCACUUUCCACAUGAAUCCCGAGCGUUUUUUCUGUUUCUACCUCAGCAGUUAUCUUUUUUCCUCUCCUUCCCAAGGGGUUUAUCUAACGAAAUAUGGCUUUCACCGUUUAUGGUAUCAGAUACCUAUGAUCGGAUACUAGCAGCCAUACCUACCCUGGGGUAUCUGAGGGUUCUAGGAACAGAUUUUCACGUUUAUUUAUUCUAACUCAUUUAUCUGUGGGGCACCAGUGAUAUUUGUAUCACCGUUUUGUUAACUAGUUAAUUACCCAAUAGCUGGUUACACUGUGCCCUAAGGAGUACACAUCAAAACUCAUGUAUCUGUGGGGCACCAGCGAUAUCUGUAUCACCGUUUUGUUAACUAGUUAAUUACUCAAUAGCUGGUCACACUGUGCCUUAAGGAGUACACACCAACAGCUAUUUAUACUGUGUCUACAAUUGCAACUGUGUUUUGUUGCAAUAGACAUCACAGAGGCAGCCUGAAAACUUCAGAACAGGCCCUCUGUAUACUAUGUUCUUAUAUGUUCUUUUUUUUUUUCAUGUCACUAAGAUGUUGACAUGUUCUCAAUAGCAGCUGAUUUUUUACCUACUGCUUUUUCGCUAUGUGUUUCUGUGUAGAUUUGGAGAUACAUUGCACGCUCAGCCAACUGAAUCUCUGGACCAUCUGGCAGUAACACAUAUUUAGUACUACCCACCACUGGGUCACAGAGCACUCCUUUCUACUUUCUUUUUCGAUUACAUUUACUCUCUUUUUAUCUUUGCAUUAUUAAAAGUUAACUUUUAUAUGUAUCCGGGGCACUCAGCCUGUCCUCCCCUUUUUUGUUACUACUCUGGUAGUUUAUUGUGGGUUACCCCCACGUAUUUGAGUGCUUCCCUAAGCUUCCGUUUUCCUUUCUUCUCUUUUAUAUCUAUUUGUUGAAUUAAAUUUUUGUAUGUUUUGGUUUGUUUUCAUAUAUUUAAAAUAAAUAAAAGAAAACCUUAAAGGAAUACUUUCAGCAAAUAUUUUCUUUACUAAUUGGCUUUUUAAAUAAAUAAAAAUAAUGUGACUUGUGCAGUAUCAAGGCAUGUGAGGAUUUCUGUGUGUUCCACAAUUGUGAUUGUCUGUCAUUGUUUGUGUGAACUGUAUCAACGUAUAUCUGAGCUUCUGUGUGUGCACUGUCAGUGGAAUUGUAUGUGUUUCUGUGUGUAUACAAUGUCUGUUUGUGUGUUCGUUGCUGUUCUUGUGUGCCUGUGCAUUGUCAUGUAUGCGUGUAUGUUGGUGUCCCAUAGUGCAUAACAUCUUGCCCACCAGAUGUUUGUAAAUUGCAUUUGGCAUGAAGCCCAAUAAGACUUAUUUAUAAGUAUAGUAUAUUAUUUCAAAGUUUAUAAUCCUUGCAUGUGCCGUUCGUUGUUUCCUGCUUGUCAGUUGGUUUGAGAGUUCUCUGAACUUCACAGCUAUUGCUGGAAGUGUGGUGGCGCCCUCUCUCUAAGGCCAGCCCUGUCAUAAUAGCUAUGUUAUUUGGGUGCACUUUUACAACUGAGAUUAAAAAUAAAGAAAAAAAGAAUGUUAACAUUAGGUGUUUCUUUAAGCUGCUGGAAAAUGUAAAAAAACAAAGUACAUUAUGUUUCUGUGGAUUAAUGUAAAUUUGACCAGUCUGCAGGGGAAGUAAAUGCCAAGAGAGUUCUUCCCCCUUGCUUCCGAGUACAGGUAGUGAUAUUUCAACUUAAUUCUCUUUCUGUAUGUAAACUUAUACAAACAUGUUUUUUAUUUAUAAAGUAAUUCUUUAACAUUUUGUUGGCUUUUUGCCAUUGAGCUUUGCAUGUCUGUAGACGUGAUGUUUCAAAUUUUACUAACCUGUUCAAAUCAAUACAAUAUUUUUUUUUUUUUUUGUCUAGAAUUUUGCUUUCCAGCGCUGCUACUGAUGGACAAAUUGCUUUCUGGGAUAUCAAUCGCACAAUGGAGCAAGCUCACACAGUGCUUGAAGACACGGAUUGUCUUCCUCUUGGUAAGACUGCAUCUCCAUUUAAAUAAGAUUCUUUUAGUGGGGAACAUAUGUUAACUUAGCAAAUAUCUAAUGUGUCUGGAGUAGGAAUAUUUAUUGACAUUUUUUAUUAAAACCUCUCUACUAAAAAUAAAAUAAUCACAUUAUACAAAUAAAACCGCACGACUGGAAAAAACCAAGAGUACACGUUAGCGUUCAUUGAGAAAAGCAUUUAUCGAGAAAACAUUUAGACUGAAUACGUUGUCACAAAUUUGUUCAAUUAUAUAAAAAACCUGUAAGCGUUCACACACCUUAUACGUUAGGUGUUAGAAGAGUCCUUUACAAAAAGGGCUGUAAGUUAGGUUAGAUAAAGCAUAUUUGUUCCUACAGAUACUCAACAUACUGUGAUAGGCAAAAGGAUCAGCGCUAAUAUACCUAACUAAAAGAUAUAUAUAUAAAAAUGACAGUAGGCGACACACCUUAAAACAUAAGGCUCCCUCUAAGCCUUAUAAACAACAGAGAUGAGUCAAACAGGGGGGAUAAAGGUUGCGCAAGAAAUUAUAAAAACAGACAUGUUAUAUUCCUGAACCCCUGAACUGAUCUGGGUGAUUUCUGGAUAUCAUUGUCACCAAGAUCAGGAAGGUUUUAUGUAUAUUUAAGGUGCUUUUGGGGUGUUUUGGAAAUGUGUGUUUUUUAUGCUGCUCAAUGUGUAGGCGUAAGUGGUAUAAUUGUAAACCGUUGGAUUCUUUUGGAGUAAUCCUCACUGGAACUUAAAAUCGGAUGCCAGGUAGAAAAUAAUUAAAAAGUAAAAUGGCACACUCACAGUGGAAAGAGGCCAAAAUACCUUAAAGUGUAUUUUGUGUAUUGUGAGUGUGCCAUUUUACUUUUUUAUUAUUUUCUACCUGGCAUCCGAUUUUUUUUCCAGUGAGGACUACUCCAAAAGAAUCCACGGUGGGGAUUAUACCACUUACGCCUACACAUUGAGCAGUUAGUCUGCCCAAUUAAAUGUGAGUACCUAUUCAUUAUUCUAUACUACUGGUACAUUUUAUACUUUGAGCACUAUUGCUGUCUCUCUCAUAUUUUUUAUGAUCUUCAUAUCGAUGAUACAUCUACCUACUUACCUACACCAUCCUACGUAUGCUAUAAGUGGGGAUUUUACCACUGUACGCCAUUCAGACUAGAGCUAGGUUAAGCUCUAUCAAUUGUAAGUAGGACCAUAGACAUUUUAUUUACUUUUAUGUUAUUCUGGGAUUUUCUGCACCAUUAGUUCUCUCUUUCUGUUGCAUAUGUGGCUGCCAAGAAUACUCUGAUCUGACCCCAUUCCAGAGGAACUACCCUGACUCUUUGAGGUUUUAUCUUCCAGCAAGUUUUACCAUUUGGAUUCACACUUGGACUUAUAUUUGAACUUUCUUUUGCUUUUUAUUUGUGUGUGUGUGUAUGUAUAUAUGUAUAUAUAAUGAACGCUUGGCACUCUCCUUAUAAUAGAUAUAAAAGUAUCUUGCCUGGGUGCUGUAUCCUUGGCGCCAAAUAUAUAAGCAAAUACAAAAACGGGAUGCACUCACAGGUCUUCAUCAAAGUGAAAAAAAUGGUGUUUUAUUAAUCCAUUAGGUGUAUACAAAAAUCGAUUGACGUUUCGACCCUGACGGGUCUUUUUCAAGAUCAUUGAAUACAAAUCAUAAAUGUGCUUAUAUACAAAAUGUAAAGGGUAACACUUACCAAACAGUGGAGUGGAGUGUGUCUGCCCGUUACAACCCGGAAGUGAAUGGAAGCACGGCGCACAGCGGAAUGAUGUGGUUACCAUAGUGACAGUAAACAAAAUACCGAUUGGGUACAAGAAGAACGCUUUGGAGGAGAACUGUCAAUAUGCUAUACUUAAGGGAAAUAGUGGCAGUUAAUGCCAAAGUAUGAGUAGACCAAGGAACCAGUGAAUAAAAAGUGCAGACCAUAUAAAGUGAAAUCAUGCAACUCAAGUGUAGUGACUAAAACCUGUGAAGACUACUCAAAAAGUGCAUAAUGCCUAAUAGAAAAAAUAGUGUUAAAAACAUUACAAGGUCGCACAAAAUUAAUGCAAACUACUAGUUAUAAUAACAAUCAUCAAUUUACAGAAAAAAUUCAUCUUAGACAAGAUGUAGUACUAAUAUGGAUCGCUGAAUGCUGAUCACGACAAUUAGAAAAUAGAAUAAAUAAUAUAUAUUAAGCAAAUAACAUAUAUUAAACAAAGACAUUGAGAAAAUUCUCCAUAGUGAAAAAAAGGGCAACAUGAGGGCUGAAACAACUAAUAUAUAUAUUAAAGGCACAGCCACAUAUUAAUAAUAUAUGCAGAUAACCUCAGACUAUAGGGCAAAAUAGUAUAAUGCGCUUUAAAUAAUGCCUGAUCAUAUUGUAAAUGGCUAAAUGCUAUUCCCAACAAUAGAACAGCCAUUUACAAUAUGAUCAGGCCUUAUUUAAAGCUCAUUAUACUAUUUUGCCCUAUAGUCUGAGGGUAUCUGCAUAUAUUAUUAAUAUGUGGCUGUGCCUUUAAUAUAUAUGUUAGUUGUUUCAGCCCUCAUGUUGCCCUUUUUUUCACUAUGGAGAAUUUUCUCAUUAUUGAGGAUUUUUGCACUUUAGCAUUGAACACAUAUUGGAUAUACGCAGUAAUCAUACGCUAUAGUUGGCAGGUUGUCUUUUUUGUGGCAAUAUAGGUCUGUCAGUCACACAAUGUCUUUGUUUAAUAUGUUAUUUGCUUAAUAUAUAUUAUUUAUUCUAUUAUCUAAUUGUCGUGAUCCGCAUUCAGUGAUCCAUAUUAGUACUACGUCUUGUCUAAGAUGAAUUUUUUUCUGUAAAUUGAUGAUUGUUAUUAUAACUAGUAGUUUGUAUUAAUUUUGUGCGACCUUGUAAUGUUUUUAACACUAUUUUUUCUAUUAGGCAUUAUGCACUUUUUGAGUAGUCUACACAUGUUUUAGUCACUACACUUGAGUUGCAUGAUUUCACUUUAUAUGGGCUGCACUUUUUAUUCACUGGUUCCUUGAUCUACUCAUACUUUGGCAUUAACUGCCACUAUUUCCCUUAAGUAUAGCAUAUUGACAGUUCUCCUCCAAAGCGUUCUUCUUGUACCCGAUCGGUACUUUGUUUACUGUCACUAUGGUAACCACAUCAUUCCGCUGUGCUCCGUGCCGUGCUUCCAUUCACUUCCGGGUUGUAACGGGCAGACACACUCCACUCCACUGUUUGGUAAGUGUUACCCUUUACAUUUUGUAUGUAAGCACAUUUAUGAUUUUGUAUUCAAUGAUCUUGAAAAAGACCCGUCAGGGUCGAAACGUCGAUCGAUAUUUGUGUACACCGAAUGGAUUAAUAAAACACAAUUUUUUUUUCACUUUGAUGAAGACCUGUAAGUGCAUCCCGUUUUUUGUAUUUGUGUGUGUGUGUGUGUAUGUAUAUGUAUAUAUAUAUAUAUAUAUAUAUAUAUAUAUUUUGUAUAUGUUAUAACACUGUUAUCUGUUUUUAUAAUUUCUUGCGCAACCUUUAUCCUCCUGUUUGACUCAACAUACUGUGUUAGUCAGAUGACUGUUAUAACAACACAUAACUGUUUAAUCAGUUAGUUGUCAGUUGUAUACAGAGACACGGAUACUCUUUGUAGUGGAAAAUUGGGAGGGAGGGAAUUGGAUACUUAGAAAAGUAAAUGGUACACAGUUACUUAAUCAAUAGUGUAUAGAAAUAAUCUUCAAUAAGUUAAAACUAAGACUAUUUUGUUACUGUAAAAUCCAAUUAUCCAGAGUGGUCCUAUGUCAUAGAAUCUCAUAAAUCAAUGUCUUGGCUGAGUAAUGAAUGAAGCUAGGCAAUUGUAGUUACCCUAGUUACAAUGCAAAUUUAGAUUUGUGUUUUGGAUUAAACAGACAUUAUACACUAGUUCCAUUAAAUAUAGCAUAGGUCGAUUCAGUGCACAGGGUGUUAGAAUUGUACACCAGAUUUCAAUUAGUCCUCUUCGCUAAAUCUGUUUUGUAAUAGUUUUAUGAAGCAUCCACAUACAUGGUAUCUUUAGAGUUAUAUGUUUAUUGAUUCUGCUGUAUCUAUUCAUCAAACCUAUCCUUUCUGCCGCUCUUUGGAUUUGUCUGUCCAGCCUAUCUGGUUAGACCUAUCUCUGUAUCAUUGAUGAUGCUGGCCGUCGAGGUGUUAAAAAGUCGGUGCCACAGUGUAUUACCGAGAAGGUAAAACCAGGCUCGCUAAGUGGGUAAUGCACUAUUCAUCACGCUCAUUAUAGAUUUAUUAAGAGUUGAGUGAUUUCCCCCUGUACUAGAUCAAUAGGUAGAACAUGAUAUCACUGUCAGAUAUCACUGGCCAUAUGGUGGAUUGUAAAGCUGGAUGUUCAGGUAAUAAGACAAAUGGCAGGAUGCCUGCUUCCUGUAAAACACUUUUAUUAAUAACAUGGAAUGAAUCUUGAAUGGUUCACCAAAGCUCAGUACUACAUCACAGUAUCUACCUGUGUGACUCUUUUUUUUCAUUGUAUAUUUGCCCCCUAUGUAUGGUGUACUUUAGGGGCUGUAAAGUUUAUCUCUAAAAUAAAUACAUUUUAUAUAUUAUUAAAUAUAAAAAGAUCUUAAUAUAAAUAUAUAUUAUACUAUAUAUAUAUAUAUAUGUAUAUAUAUAUAUAUAUGUGAUCCUGAUGAAAGUCCACACGAGGGACUGAAACGUUGAUCUGCUCUUAAUAUUACAAAUAAAAGAAUUUGUGAGUGCAGCCAACCAUUACUACUAUUUGGAUACUGGAGCCUCGGUGAUGCACCCGGUCAUAUAACUGAAGCCUGAGUACAAGGUACAUUUGGUGUGUGUGUGUGUGUGUGUGUGUGUGUAUGUGUGUAUAUAUAUAUAGUCUCUUCCUUUUGUUGUUCACUUAUUCAUUCGAAUGAGAAUUGCAAAGUGAAUUUAAAAUUAGACUGCAAAAUAGCAGAAGUGAAAAACAUUUUUAAGUCGGCUAUCUUUUUAAUUCGGCUACUACAGCCUUAAAUUUGAAAUUCACAUUCAAUUUUCACUUUAGUGAAUAACUCUGUAAGUCUACAACUGCUCAUAGUUCUGAGGGAGAAAGUGAGUGUGUUGUAUUAUUCAUCAAGUCAGAUUGUAGCUGUGAGUGACGAGGCCUCAAGGAAGGUCCUAAAUGCAGAGGUGAACUCCUUCCUGUACAGCGAGGCCUGCACUUCUACAGAUAUAGAUGCACAAUGUCUCUGUACAUUGUGUGUAUCUCUGCAUGAGUCUGUCUACAUGUAUCCCACUGUUUGUGCAUAUGGAUCUUUGUCUGUAUGUUUGCUUGUGCAUUAAUGUAUCUGUGAAAGUCUGAGUAUUGCUAUGUGUUUUUAUCUGUUACAGUGUGUAUGCAUGUCUCUGUGAGUGAGUGUAUCUGUGUGUUACAGUAUGUAUGCAUGUCUCUGUGAGUGCGUGUAUCUGUAUGUUACAGUGUGUAUGCAUGUCUCUGUGAGUGAGUGUAUCUGUAUGUUAGUGUGUAUGCAUGUCUCUGUGAGUGAGUGUAUCUGUGUGUUACAGUGUGUAUGCGUGUAUCUGUAUGUUACAGUGUGUAUGCAUGUCUCUGUGAGUGCGUGUAUCUGUAUGUUUAAAUCUGUCAGAGUAUAACUGAUUCUGUGUCUGCACAUAGAUUGUCUGACCAUGUGUAAUCUUCUUAAAGGACAGCAUCCAGAGAUAACAGAAAGUCUAGUCAGGUUUAAAAAGGUUUGGAGUCUAGUGGUAAGAUAAGGUGAGGUCUUCUUCGUGUGGAGUGAGUGAAGGAACCAAUGGUGACUUUGGGGUGCACUAAACAUCGCUUCCACAGACGAGACAGUCUAUAUAUUCUUGCUGUCAGUAUUUAUUUAGCUGUAAAUCCGUGUCCAUAAAGUACAUAUUAACAACAGAAAAUGAGCAUACACUUUUUGCUUCUCUUGUCUACUACACCCAUUUAUUUCUUACUCGUGAGGUUCUUCACAAAGGUCCAAACGUGCUUCUGAAUUAUAAACUUUGCGAAAAAUCCCAAAAUGUUGUCCCUAAAAUUACAUUCCUGGCAAAUCAGAAAUUUACUGUUAAUUGUAACUACAAAAAAAUCCCUAAAAAUGUUAAAAUUUAAUUUAAUGCAUUAAACCCAGUGGUGUAUUUCCCAUGAGGCUAACAAGGCAUUUGCUUUGGGCGGCACUUUUAGGAGGGCGGCGAAAAUCACAGUCCCCCCCAAGUGCCCUGGCAGAUGCCCUGUUAGCCUUUUUCAUGGAGGGCUCAAGAGCGGGCCGGCUGGCCACCUUGGGGCUCCCCGAGGCUUUCAGAUGCUCACAUUGCAGAUGGGGGGAGGGGAGGGGGAGCACUGUUCUCUGAGCUCCUCUUGCUCAGCUUCCUCGCACCUGCCUGCUUGCAUGCCCUGCCAACCCAGCAACAGCCAGCCAGGCAAGUCCCACUGGACCCCAGGGAAGAAACCACUCCAGCUCUCCCUAAGGUAGGGAGGUUAGGUGGAUUAAAAUACAAAAAAUAAAUAAAUAAAUUUAAAAAAAUAUAUAUAUAUAAAAAAAAAAUAUAUAUAUAUAUAUAUAUAUAUAUAUAUAUAUAUAUAUAUAUAUAUAUAUAUAUAUAUAUAUAUAUUUUGUAUGUGUGUGUUUGUCAGUGUGUGUGUGUGUGUGAAUGAUUGUGUGGGUCUGUCAGUGAAUGUGCGCAUGUCUGUCACUGUGUCUGUGAGUGAAUGUGUCUGUCAGUGUAUGUCUGUGUGUGUGUGUGUGUGUGUGUGUCUGCAAGUAUGUGUCAGUCAGUCAGUGAAUGUAUGUCAUUGUAUGUGUAUCUGAGAGUGUGUGUCUCAGUCAAACUGCAUGUUCAUCUUAAACAGGUAAGGACGGGGCAAAUUUAGAUGGGUGGGGGUUUCGUCAUGCCUAGGGCAGCACAUACCCAAAAUACACCACUGAUUAAACCCCAACAUUUAUCAGAUACUAGAUUGCCUCAUAAACCAGCAUUCAAACUCCUGCAUGAUCUAUCCUGAGAUCCAACACGGCCCAAGUGGCGGAUGGAACAAUUCAAACAAAUUCCUGUAGACAAUACAACCCAGCCGUGUUGUCUGCAUCAAAUAGCUGUUUGGCAAACAGUCCAUUGAUAGUGGCAAAUGGCGACACUGUUGGAUAGUAAGGAAAGACACUCCUGUGUGUUCCUUCUGAAUUGUAGCUGUGAUUCUAUGGAUUUAACAUAUCAAUGCCAUUAUAGGGCUUCUUAAGCAUUGCUGUCUGACAUGUUUAACAAUUCCUACCAGCUUUAAAAUUAAAUUGUAUUUUAUCUUUGCAGAAAUGGAGCCUUUGUCUUUCACUGUCUCUGCUCACCAGUCUGGGAUCAACAGCCUUCAUAUUCUAGAAACUAAACAUGGACAUCACUUGGUGGCUAGUGGUGGAGAUGACAAUUCUCUCCAUGUUUGUCUUUUGACUGUAGAUCAAGUAAAUGAUCCCAACCAAGGAACGAGCAUCCAACUCUUAAAAGAGUUCUCUGUCUCUUCUGCUCAUUCUGCACAUGUUACUGGGCUGAGGAUACUUCAAGAGGAUCUGUUGGCAUCUGUGUCAGUGGACCAACGUCUGACUCUAUGGAGCCUUGAUGGCAAUGGCCUUCGGCACCUAAGCACCAGGUUCUCCCAUGUGGCAGAUGUAUCUGAACUAGACUGCUGGGUUUUAAAAGACAAAGAGGAAUACGUAUGCGUUCUCUGUGGCCAGGGUCUGGAAAUUGUUAAAUGUAUGAGAUGACAAAACCAUGUUAGGUGCGUGUUCUCCAUCUAACCAGAUCUGAGGACUUUCACAUCAAAAGAUUAUCAGAAUCUAAAAUGCAGGUUUUUUUGUUUUUAAUAUUUGUCAAUAAUAAUUAAUCAUUGUUCAAAAAAGGAAAGGUGUGUAUUUAAUUUACAGCCAUCAGUCUACAGAUAUAUUAUUCCCUCCUAACUUAGCCACCCAUGCUGACCUUUCCACCACCACUCUUUUAGUACGGUCACCUGAAAGGGUAUAUCCCAGUACCCAUUCACUACCUGUUGUACUCUUGAUAGGUUUUAUAAUGAAUACAAUUGUGGAAUGACAAGCCUUGCCUGAAUAAUUGAGUAUUUUUUUCCCGCUGACAGGCUGAUGCCUGGGCUUUGCAAGAACUUCAUUCAUUAUUAAAGUCCAAUUUUCUCCUGUGUCCUCCGACUGUUCAGUAGGAGGCCUAACUGAGCUCAACUGAAGCUAAACCGGGACCUUGAACUUCAUAUUCCAUUUAUCAAGAUUGUUCCUGUAGAGGAAAAGUGUGCAAUUGUCCAAAUGAUGCAUUUUCGUGGGAAAGUGAUUUAUUAAAAUGGACCCGGGGAGUAUCAUAAAAGAUGCAGGGAAUCUCUAACAAAAUUCAUGUCUACCAUAAUAAUAAUACCAAGAAUGAAAGGGGAAGCACAGAAAAAGGACGUAAUAUGG